AUGUCUUCGGACAAGAAGCAGUUCGAGUCAGGCUUCCAGCCCGACGUGCAGCACCAGAAAGUCCCUGGUCUGCAGUCUGACAUGACCCCAGCACCAUCGACUGAAUACGUCCCAACACCAGAAGGCGGCUACAAGCUCUACCAAGCCGCCGGCAAGCUCAAGGACAAGAAGGCCUUGAUCACUGGUGGAGACUCAGGCAUUGGUCGUGCCACGGCCGUCCUCUUCGCCAUGGAGGGUGCAGACAGCUUCAUCGCCUACCUGCCUGAAGAGGAGAAGGACGCACAAGAGACGAAGAAGCUCGUGGAGAAGUAUGGCCGCAAGUGCUACCUGCACGCGACCGAUCUCAAGGACAAGAAGAACUGCAAGAAGGUCCAGGAGGAGGCUCUUGAGAAGAUGGGUGCCAUCAACAUUCUGUUCAACAACCACGCAUACCAGAUGAUGACCAACAACAUUCACGAUUUGACUGAGGAGCAGUGGGAGCACACCUUCAACACCAACAUCCACCCAUUCUUCUACCUCUCCAAAUACGUCCUCCCGCACAUGAACCAAGGCGACACAAUCAUCAACAACGCCUCCAUCAACGCCUACAUCGGCCGUCCCGACCUGCUCGACUACACCUCCACCAAAGGCGCCAUCGUAGCCUUCACCCGCGGCCUCUCGAACCAAUUCGUCCACAAGGGCAUUCGCGUCAACGCCGUGGCUCCAGGUCCCGUCUGGACACCCUUGAUCCCAGCGACCAUGAACGAUGAGGCCAUCAAGCAGUUCACCAGCCCAAUGGGACGUCCCGGUCAGCCGUCGGAGAUUGCUACGUGUGUGGUGUUCUUGGCUAGCACGGAUAGCUCGCAGUUGAGUGGACAGACAAUACACGCCAAUGGUGGUGCUAUUGUUAAUGGUUAG
This is a messenger RNA of Fulvia fulva, 897 nucleotides long. RefSeq lists its product as uncharacterized. Gene Ontology annotation, molecular function: oxidoreductase activity. The record is from RefSeq and is a predicted model, not a curated record. Lineage: Eukaryota; Fungi; Ascomycota; Dothideomycetes; Mycosphaerellales; Mycosphaerellaceae. The coding region runs from base 1 to 897 and encodes 298 amino acids. The transcript is spliced from 2 exons.